AUGGCGGGCGUCUUCUGGGGUGGCGGGAGGGCGGACGAGGUGGCCGACUUCGACGAGUACGACCCCACCCCCUACGGCGGCGGCUACGACAUCGCCCUCACCUUCGCGGCGGCGGUGGUGCCGGCGGGUACGCGAGGCGGCUCAGCUCAUGAGGAGGAGACCCACGGCUCUGUGGGUUCUGGGUACGGAUAUGGGAGGAAGGGACACGAGGACGACGACGACGACGAGCAGAAGGCGUACCGGAAGCCGAAGCCGGUGUACGGGGACGACGGCGAGCACCAGGCCUACCGGAAGCCGAAGCCAGCGUACGGGGACGACGACGAGCACCAGGCGUACCGGAAGCCGAAGCCGGCGGCGUACGACGGGGACGAGAGGCCCAGCUACGGCCGCAAGAAGAACGGCGACGACGACGACUCCGAUGACGACGACAAGAGGAAGCCGCGUUACAAGAAGUACGACGACGAUGACUCCGACGACGACGACAAGAAGAAGCGUUACGAGAAGAACAACCGUCGCCGCCACGAUUACGAUGAUUAAGCCAUGCGAUAAUCUCAGACUGAUGUGUAUCAUCUAAUCAUCCCUUGACUGCAUGUACUGCUGGUAAAUAAGGCGGGGGGAACAGUUCUGCUUCCCAAACAGGCAUCCGUCAUUUCCGUUUGCUUCUCAAACUUUUCUGCUGUUGUGGCCAC
This is a messenger RNA of Setaria italica (foxtail millet), 689 nucleotides long. RefSeq lists its product as uncharacterized. Bases 1 to 537 code for a protein of 178 amino acids. NCBI's taxonomy places the organism in Eukaryota, Viridiplantae, Streptophyta, Magnoliopsida, Poales, Poaceae. The transcript has 3 exons. Gene Ontology annotation, molecular function: phosphatidic acid binding. The record is from RefSeq and is a predicted model, not a curated record.